AUGGCCUCAGAGGAGAAUAAUAUUGGCCCAAUCCAUAAGAAAGCCUUUGUGGUCUCCACGGGGUUCUUCUUAGGAUUAGCUCUAAUUGCGGUCAUCGUCCGCUUCGUUGUUCGGUUUCCUAUACAAAGACAAAGGUUCCAGAUCGAUGAUGCUUUACUCCUACUUGCCAGUGCGCUCUUACUGGCGGCACUCAUCAUCAUGUACAACAAGGCCGUCAGCACAAUGUACCUGCUCAUUGCCAUUUCUUCGGGGCAUAUCAGUCUCGAUUUAGAAAUGGAAGAAAUGAGAAAUCCUGCCUUAUUGACUGAUAAGGCAUUGGACUUCCAUAAGUGGGCUAUUGCUUCGCUGAUGCUUAGCUGGUUAACCAUUUCGGCGGUUAAGUUCUUCUUCCUUCUUUUCUUUUGGAGAUUGGUCGAUCGUUUACGAAACUGGAAGAUUUACUGGUGGUUCCUGUUUAUCUUCAACAUCGCCAAUGCGACCUUCGGUGUCUCGGUUUUCUAUGUCAGUUGUCCUCAUUGGGGCGAAGCAGCACUUACAUGUCCCACUGGAGGAUGGUCCAGUAGUAUCGUUAGAUACUCAUCGGGUCAAAUUUUCAUGGAUAUUGUCGCCGAUAUGCUGAUCCUCGUCAUCCCAAUCGGACUUAUCUGGAACGUCUCCAUGGAGCUCAAACAAAAGCUAGUCGUCGGUGGCUCCCUAUGCCUCACAUCAAUCCUAGUCGCCCUUUCAGUAGCGCGAGCCGUCGGACUCCGCUUCCGCGAUGAAGACUACGACGUAUGGGAGAUGUACUGGCUCACGCAAAGCGCCAACUUCAGCGUCCUUCUCGCCGCAGCCAGCGCCUUCCGAUCCUUCUUCGUUGCACACCGACAAAGCAAGGCCUCACAACCCGAAUCUCAAGACUACGUCAACAAACGCUCCGUUGGAUCCGAUCGCAAAAACACCAGCUUCUUCUCUGAUAGCGCUUCAGAGCAUAGUCAAGCUGAUAACCUCGUCGCGUUGUCACCCGCACACAGGCAUUCAAAUCAAACGGAUGUGGAGACUGUGGUAUCAAGGGAUAAAGAGACAGAGUGGAGUGCGUUACCUACUUCGAACUCUCCCUCAACGCAUGCCCCGGAGUCCAUCUGUGAUCUUAGUACUGCAGAGGGAUUCUUCUUCGUUCAAAAGCCCCAUCCUGUGAAUCUCCCUUCGCGGGCUUGA
This is a messenger RNA of Penicillium malachiteum, 1194 nucleotides long. RefSeq lists its product as uncharacterized. The coding region runs from base 1 to 1194 and encodes 397 amino acids. The transcript has 4 exons. The record is from RefSeq and is a predicted model, not a curated record. Lineage: Eukaryota; Fungi; Ascomycota; Eurotiomycetes; Eurotiales; Aspergillaceae.